Rhineura floridana is the source of this 3327-nucleotide messenger RNA. RefSeq names its product dynein axonemal intermediate chain 4 (gene DNAI4). The coding region runs from base 174 to 2660 and encodes 828 amino acids. The transcript is spliced from 18 exons. Lineage: Eukaryota; Metazoa; Chordata; Lepidosauria; Squamata; Rhineuridae. Gene Ontology annotation, cellular component: axonemal dynein complex. Gene Ontology annotation, biological process: cilium movement. The record is from RefSeq and is a predicted model, not a curated record. Gene Ontology annotation, molecular function: dynein light chain binding; dynein heavy chain binding.
CUCACGGACCUCAGGGAACACCAAGUUCCACGCACAACAAGCCAGGCCCGUCUUGGGACCUUCCUCCCACCCCCUGCAACUAACUUGCAGGAAGGGAAAGCACAGAGUGGCAACAGCGGCUACUGCUUAUUCUACGGCUUCAUCAUACCGGAAGACAGACACUACGCUCAGCCAUGUCCAGCACUGCCAUGGGCAACAAAAGCAAGAGGCACAGCAUCGUUAUCAAUGUGAACUCGAAAGAGCAAAAUGUGAUUAAGAAGUUGGUAUCCUCCUCAGCUUCUGGUAGGCGAAUGAGCUUCACCAGCACUAUGUUGGCCAGCAAAGUUGGAUCAAUGGUUCGCAGAAGCAUAUUGAUUUCUUCGGAUGCAAGGUCUAUGGAUAAGGGGUCUCUAGCAAGUGGCAAACCUCUUGUUCAGGUUUUUGAUGACCUAGGAAAAGAUGUGACACCUCGUCCACUUUACCAACCUGAACCAAGUGCUGCUGGGACUGUGCACAGACAAAGCAAAAUCUUAUCACCACAAGAUUUUGCUGGGGUAGCUCCAAGUGAAUUCUUGUCUUCCCUCUCUCUGCAGCAAGCAUCUGGAGCCAGUAUUAGCCUAGCAGGUCCAUUCUCCAGAACUUAUGGUAGUGGCAGCGUAACAAAGUCAAGCACUUCUACUGAAUCAAUGGCAGAAGAAAUUGUAGAACCUGGAUCUAGACGAGACACAGCUGCUAGUUUAUCAGAUGUUCAGGUCAGGCGAGAGGAAGUACCAGAGCAACUGACCAAAGGAGACCUGGAAAAGUGUGUAGAUAUUUUCCUCACGGAGACGGAAACGAUUUGGUUAUUUGACAUGCCAACUGUCAUGGUGUCUACAGAGUCUGAGGAAGCUGACACUGUGAGAAAAAAGAAUGUAGCUUACAUGGAACUCUGUAAAAACCAAGUUGGCAAUGAUCGUUAUGCCAACAGAAUGAUGCAAACACUUAAUGGAGGACCAAAGACAAAGGAAGUACAAUGUGACAAAAUUGUCAUGGCUGACAAAGAGAUAAUGGCCACUACCUGGGAUUUAUACGAUUCCUUUAAUGCUUUGGAAGUAGCUAUUGCAGAAAAAACUACCAGACCACUGAAUGUGACUAGCAGUAAAUCCACUGCAUUCAAAGAACGUGACAGAACCAUGUCCAUAUCUUCUGCGGACAGAGAAAGCACUGCUUCAAGUUCUAUCAUUGAUUUGGAAAGUGUUAUUCUUUCCCGAAUCCAUGAAGAGGUAGAAGAUCGCUCAGAAGCUAUAAUGAAAUCUGAAAAAUUUCAGCAAGAUUUAUUUUAUAUGGAGAGGGUCCUAAUGGAGAAUAUUUUCCAGCCUAAACUUGCAGCUUAUCGGCAGCUUCCUGUCCUCAUAGAGCCAUCUAUCAAAUCUGAACAUAGCGAAUCUGAAUUAGAUAAAGUAUCAGAAAAGGAGGAAGAAGAGGAGGAGGAAGAAGAGGAGGAGGAGGUGCUCUCAGUUAGGUCAUCACUGCUGUUAGAAUUUGGUAAAGGACAACAGGAAAUCCCACCACCUGAUAUGGAAUCCUUGUGGUCCUAUGGAUGUGACUUGACAAGAGGAAACACUGUGAGCUGUAUGGCUUGGAAUAAACUGAACCCUGAUCUAUUGGCUGUUGGUUAUGGACAGUUUCGUUUUAAAGAGCAGAAGAAAGGCUUGGCUUGCUGUUGGUCAAUGAAGAACCCGAUGUGGCCAGAGCGUGUCUAUCAAUCUACUCAUGGGGUAACUGCAUUGGAUUUCUCUGUAGCCAAUCCAAACCUCCUAGCAGUUGGACUGUACAAUGGGACAAUUGCAGUCUACAAUGUCCAGACUCAUAAUUCAACUGCAGUUUUAGAUACCAGUGAAUCUUAUGAUAAACACUUAGGCCCUGUGUGGCAGCUGAAGUGGGUUGAGCAGGACAGGGGAACAACAGGAGAAGACAAAGGGGAAAUACUAGUCUCCAUAUCAGCAGACGGCAGAAUAACUAAGUGGUUUGUUCGGAAAGGAUUAAGCUGCACUGAUCUGAUGAAAUUAAAGCGAACAGCAGGUGAAAAGAAAAAAGCAGGGGGGGAAAAGAAAAGCGAAGCAUUGAUAUCUCGACAAGCUCCAGGCUUAGCCUUUGAUUUUCAUCCAAAGGACACUAAUAUAUACAUGGCUGGAACUGAGGAAGGCUAUAUUCACAAAUGCUCUUGUUCUUACAAUGAGCAAUACCUAGAGACCUACAGAGGACACAAAGGCCCAGUGUAUAAGAUAGCAUGGAAUCCAUUCAGUACCGAAGUGUUUCUAAGUUGUUCUGCAGACUGGAGUAUUAUAUUAUGGCGCCAGGAUUCAGUUCGCCCUAUUUUGACUUUCAGUUCCACUGCCGAUGUUAUUUAUGAUAUAAUGUGGUCUCCCACUUCAGCAUAUGUGUUUGCAGCAGUAAAUGAAACCAGAGUGGAAAUCUGGGAUCUUAGUGUCAGCACUCUGGAUCCCCUGAUUGUGAAUCCUGCCACUGGAACUGUGAAAUUCACAGCUGUACUUUUUGCUAAAAAUGCAGAUUGUCUUCUAAUUGGCGACAGUGAUGGAUCAGUCACUGUAUAUGCAUUAAGAAAUAUGAUUGCCUCAGACAGGAAGAAGGUGGAUGCUUUGCAUGAUGUGAUUGGCUCAAAUCUAACCAGUCCAGUAUAGCUUUACAACAAUAUUCCAUGAAAAAGGGAAAUAAUAUUGAAUGCCUAGCACUUAAUUAUGCAAAUUAAAAAAUUCAACUGUUCAAUGUUAGUGAGUUUAUAUAUGGAAAGAUAUCAGUUGGGAAUCUUUUUGAAACUUCACAUAUGUUUGCUUGGAAAGUCCCAGUCACUGCACACACAACGAAAGUGAAAUAUCAAUUCUGACUACCUAUAUAAUAUAGUAAAACACUGUGCCAAAUACUGUCCAAGAGACAGAAGCUAACCCUUUGUUAUACUCUGAUUAGAAAAUGCUUUUGUACACACUGUAGGCACUAUGGUAGCAUUUGAGAAGUCAAUGGAAAAAUGAAUAACGGAGGCAAGAGACAAGGCAUCCAAAUUGUGUCCCAGGAUCUAAACUUUGCAGAUCCUUAAUCUCUUGGCUCAAAAGUCUUGCAUCAAAAUGCUCUGCUUCUUUUGUUGUUUGUAUAAACCUAAAGCUUAUACAAUACUAGACAGCUGUCACACAUGGGCAUUAUAUAUAACUACAACAACCGUAAAUUGGCUUCAACACCUUGGCAAAAAGUGCUUUAUGUUUAAACAGAUAAAAAUUAUAGACCAUUAAGAAGGGCAUUACAAGCCAUUUUCAUGUGUAUUUUGUACAUUUUUAUGAAGAAAUUGUGACAACUCUA